AUGCCACCUAAACGCAAGGCGGUCGAUGACGGCAGAUCCGCAGCUCCGCCAGGCGGCGUCACCAGGUCUCUCCGCCCUCGUAUUUCGCAUCCAGCGGAGUCCAGUGAUUCCGGCAAGUCUGCCGACGCGAUGUCGUCAAAGCCCAGGCGGACUUCGGCGAGAGCAGCAAAGAAGGAUCCAUGGAGUGAAGAGUUCCUUACGACGAACCCGAAGUCGGCUCUGGUAAAUGCGGAUCUUGUGAAAGUAUUCGCUAAUCCCAAGGCAUGGACAUGCCUCGACGAGUCGGAGAAAAGAGAGCUUCUCUCUCUUCUACCAGCCCAUGUGCAUCCAAAUCCCGAUCCUGAUCCAGAUGAUCCAGAUGCUAAAAUCCCACCUCUUCCGCAAGAGUUCUUACGCUACGACAACAAUUGGCGGUACGGUGUGCGUCAGUUCCAAGUCGACCUCGAAGCCGGCCGCUAUGACCCGGAAUGGCUGCGCCAGGCGGCGCAGGCGAUGAAGGAACGAGCCGAAGGCAAAUUUGACAAGUUUAAAGAGGAGGAGUUCGAGCAAUUCUGGGGUCAAAAGCAGAAGCUCGAUUACGGUGUGAUUGCCGGUGAAAGCUCCAAGGUGAAGCUCGAGACCCUCAUCCAACAUGGGGUCGUCAGGGUGGGAGACGUCUGGAAAUAUUCUCGCGUUUUUGGUAAAAAGGGUGAUGCUGAAAGGGUCUUUGUGGAGAAGGAGGCCAAGAUCUUGGCCAUCGACGGCUCAAACUUGACGUUUGCUGUUCCUGCUGGCCAGCGCGUCUUCUUAUCUAAUACACAUGAUAUCAUCCAGAAUAACGACAUCCCAAAAAAGGAAGGGUCAGACGAGGAUGUAUCAAAGAAUCAAACCAAAGUGGAUUCGAAAUCCGAAACCGAAAUCAACAGAGACGUCACUCAGGAAGCCAGUGCCAGUACAGAAACCAACGGACUUAACAACGACGCCCAAGCUCUGGUCGACCAUGACGGUGAUGAUAGUCGUGUCAUUAAUCUGGAACCGAAGCCCGAAGCAAAAGAGGACCAGGAGAUAGCUAUGCAAGAGCCUAUACCCGAAGCUUCAUCCAAUGCUCCGGCCCCUGAAGAGAAGCCGGUGGUGAAGAAACGUGGCCGUGGUAGGCCACGCAAACGGAAAGCUUCCGACCUAGCUUCUGGAGACAUAACCGCUGAGGUUGCGAAAAAUGUCUCUGGAAACGCUCCGCCGGCUCCUCCUCCGGCCCUGGAGACAGUGGAAAAUCAUGAUUCUCAUUCCAAAAGCGAGGAAGACGUGCAAGUCGUGGGAAGUAGUGCUCCUGAGCCCAGAAACGAGCACUCCACUGCGCCUAUUGAAAUUUCUUGUACUACACCCGAACCCUCCAAUCCGUCGUCUACUACCGCAGCUCCUCCACCCGAGAAACCACAACAAGAAGAACAAGAAGUCAUCCCCCGGGAUAUUAUUAUUCGCAACGUGGCCGGACCUAGUGCCCUAACCAGGAAGAUCCUAGAAAUUGAUGGUCGCAUCAAGGAUCCACCGAACGGAAAUGCCUGGAAGGAAAUCCGUUGUUACCGGAACAACCAGGAUAUGGGCAGUCUCUGGGAAGUGAGACAAGCCUGGUACGUACGGAUGAAGAAAUAG
Messenger RNA from Rasamsonia emersonii CBS 393.64, 1629 nucleotides. RefSeq lists its product as uncharacterized. Lineage: Eukaryota; Fungi; Ascomycota; Eurotiomycetes; Eurotiales; Trichocomaceae. The record is from RefSeq and is a predicted model, not a curated record. The coding region runs from base 1 to 1629 and encodes 542 amino acids. The transcript has 4 exons.